GAAAAUUCCAAAGUAAUCAAAAUUGGAAUUUAAUUUUGAAUGAAUUUUCUUAAAAGUUUUUUGUAAAUAUUCAUGAAAUGAAGAGAAGAAUAGCUUAGGUCCUUAAAAGAUGUUCAAAAUACAAGCAUGUGUAACCUGAAUGAUCAAUCAUUUGAUCAUUGUGUGAAGGACAAUUUAUAGUUUACUUUAAAUAUCAUAGCUCGUCCAAUUUUACCACUUUCAUCAUGUAUGGCCUGCUAUUGGAAAAUCUCUCAGAAUAUGUUAAAGCUGUAUACGGUGAAGAAAAAUGGGAAGAUAUUCGACGUCAAGCUGGAAUUGACGCGCCAGCAUUUAGUGUACAUCAAGUGUAUCCAGAGAAUUUACUUAAUAAAUUAGCAAAAAAAGCCCAACAGGUAUUGGGGGUUUCCGAAAGAGAAUUUAUGGACCAAAUGGGUGUAUAUUUUGUAGCAUUUGUUGGACAAUAUGGUUAUGAUAGAGUGCUCUCAGUAUUAGGACGUCAUAUGAGAGAUUUUUUAAAUGGCUUAGACAAUUUACAUGAGUAUUUAAAAUUUUCAUAUCCAAGAAUGCGAGCACCAUCGUUCAUAUGUGAAAAUGAAACAAAACAGGGAUUGACAUUACAUUAUCGCUCAAAACGGCGAGGUUUUGUGUACUAUACUAUGGGACAGAUCAGAGAGGUCGCCAGAUAUUUUUAUCAUAAAGAAAUGCAUAUCGAAUUGGUUAGAGAAGAAAUUUUAUUUGAUACUGUACAUGUAACAUUUCAACUAACAUUUGACAACAGAGCUUUUACGUUAGCUUCAUUGGCUAUGACAAGAGAAGAAAAGCAUUUGCCUAUUAGUGCUCAUGUUCUAUUUGAAAUAUUUCCAUUUUGUAUAGUAUUUAGUUCCGACAUGGUUGUGAGAAGUAUUGGUAACUCUUUAAUGGUAAUUUUACCAGAAUUAGUUGGGAAUAAAAUUACAAACUGGUUUGAUUUAGUGAGACCAUUAAUUGCCUUCAAAUUUCAAACGAUUUUAAAUAGAACGAAUAACAUUUUUGAAUUGGUGACUGUUGAAUCAGUACCUGAGCGAUUUGAUUUUUCGAAGAAAAAGGAACUUAUUUUAAAUGAAGAUGGAACUGAACCAGAAAAAACGUUACGACUAAAAGGGCAAAUGAUUUACAUGGAAACUUGGCGAAUGAUAAUGUUCUUAGCAACUCCAGUAAUGCCAGAUUUAACUUCUUUGAUAAGUACAGGCCUCUAUAUAAAUGAUUUAUCAAUGCAUGAUUUUAGCAGAGAUUUAAUGUUAGCUGGUACACAACAGUCUGUGGAGCUAAAAUUAGCUUUAGAUCAAGAGCAACAAAAAUCAAAAAAAUUAGAAGAAUCAAUGCGAAAACUUGAUGAAGAAAUGCGACGUACUGAUGAACUUUUAUAUCAGAUGAUACCAAAACAGGUGGCUGAUCGUUUGAGACGCGGGGAAAACCCAAUAGACACAUGCGAAAUGUUCGAUAGUGUAUCAAUUUUAUUUUCUGAUGUAGUCACAUUUACCGAAAUCUGUAGUCGUAUUACUCCUAUGGAAGUUGUAUCAAUGCUCAAUGCAAUGUAUUCAAUAUUUGACACAUUAACAGAACGUAACAAUGUUUAUAAAGUGGAAACUAUUGGUGAUGCAUAUAUGGUUGUAUCUGGUGCUCCAGAAAAAGAUACAAAUCAUGCGGAAAAAGUAUGUGAUAUGGCAUUAGAUAUGAUUGAUGCCAUUCAAGAUUUAAAAGAUCCAUCAACUGGUCAACAUUUACGGAUUCGAGUUGGUGUACAUUCAGGUGCGGUGGUGGCUGGUAUUGUUGGAUUGAAAAUGCCACGUUAUUGUCUUUUUGGAGAUACAGUAAAUACUGCAUCUCGAAUGGAAUCAUCCAGUAUUGCUAUGAAAAUUCACAUAUCAGAACCUACAAAAUUAUUACUUAGUCAACUUUAUAAAGUUGGAGAACGAGGAGAAGUCGAUGUAAAAGGUAAAGGUGCUAUGAAAACUUUUUGGUUAGAAGAACGUGAAGGUAGGCAACCACUUCAAUUAGAUAAGAGUGUCUUAAAUCCAGUUCCAUUAGCACAACAGCAGCAAGAACGUAACAAUUCAAUACCAAACGAUAGACGUUUAAGUGUUACUAUAGCGCAACCAAGUACAACAAUGAGUCCUAGUGAAGAUAGACGCAUUUAUUCUCCCGUAACUUUUCAAGAUGUUGCUCGACGUAGUGUUGCAAACUCACCUGUUAGAAAUUUAUUUAGUCGCGGUAGAGAAUCACGUUCUAAUUCAACUGGACACGUAUUCAUGCGCAGUCCUAGCGAUGUGUUUGGUUCAUUAAUUAGUGAUACAGAAGAUUUUCUAGAAGAUUUAGAAAUAAGCCGUCGAAACUCUAUGGCACCAUCAUCACCCACAUCAUCUUGCUUUAGUCCAACACCACCAUUUAGAAUUGGUACAGCACCAUCAAAAUCGAAACCAAGUAAUCCAGAUAAAUUUACCGAAGAGGAAUUGGCGUCCAUGGAACAAGAAUCGCCGCCGACUACAGCUCCAGCAAUUGAGCGUAACAAAAACAACUUAGAUGUCGGUAAAAAACGAUUUUUACGUAAUAAUUCAAGAAGAGAUCAAAAGAACAUAUCAUUCAACAAGGAUUCCGCAACACCACCUGCUACAAAAACCAAUCGAAAAUCAGUUUUAGCACGCCAACAAAAUAAAGCCAUCGAAAGAUUGGAUAAAAUGGUUGAAGAAGUUAUUGAAAAUGAUAUGCCAGAAUUUUGCCCAUUCUCCUUGCCACCAUUACCCAAUUCUAGAUCUGAUGGUGGAAUAUGUAGCCACGGUCAUGCACACAUGUCACCAGGUUAUCAAAUACCAAAUAGUCAAAGUUUUUCACAUGGCCGGGAACAUCAAUGUUGUACUGGCUUUGGUGGACACCAUACAAUGAAUGGGCGACACCGAAUACAUUCAAAUGCAUGUGUGAUUCUUUAAAUCCAAAAAUUCUAAUUUAAUAAGUUUGAAAAAUUUAUUUAUUUUUUUACAAAAUAAAUUAUUAAUUAAUAUAUGUAUGUCAUAUAAUAAAAUAUUCUAUUAUAUGCGGCGUUACUUUGAAACUUUAAAGAAAAAACAUAAAAUUCAUAAAGGAUUCAUAAAAGAUUUAUAUUUAUUAGCUUUCCGUUG
This is a messenger RNA of Condylostylus longicornis, 3152 nucleotides long. It is a transcript of the gene Gyc88E, whose product is annotated as soluble guanylate cyclase 88E. The coding region runs from base 225 to 2963 and encodes 912 amino acids. Gene Ontology annotation, biological process: nitric oxide-cGMP-mediated signaling; cGMP biosynthetic process; response to oxygen levels. NCBI's taxonomy places the organism in Eukaryota, Metazoa, Arthropoda, Insecta, Diptera, Dolichopodidae. Gene Ontology annotation, cellular component: guanylate cyclase complex, soluble. The transcript has 10 exons. Gene Ontology annotation, molecular function: heme binding; oxygen sensor activity; guanylate cyclase activity. The record is from RefSeq and is a predicted model, not a curated record.